Brenthis ino (lesser marbled fritillary) is the source of this 540-nucleotide messenger RNA. The record is from the annotation of a GenBank genome assembly. NCBI's taxonomy places the organism in Eukaryota, Metazoa, Arthropoda, Insecta, Lepidoptera, Nymphalidae.
AUGGCACUUGCGGCAGGCCUAUUCUACUUAGCAGAGUUAGUAGAGGAGUACACAGUCAUGGCAAAAUAUAUUAUCACAUGGAUUGUAAUAGUAACAACCACCAUAUAUAUUGGAUUGAUAGUAUUUGAGGAUAUUCCUUUAUAUUUAAACUUAAUAGGUCUAUUCCAACAGUUACUCUAUGGUUUUUUGUUAAAAAAAUUCCCAGUAGUGCAGGUCUACAGCAUUACGUUUAUAUUAGCGUUGGCAAAUUUAAUAGUACAUCACUAUUUCUCGUUUAAACAUUUCGGAAGUAAUCAAUAUACAUUUUCUGAGAUGCUUGGAUACUACACGAUAUGCCUCUGGGUGGUCCCAUUUGCGUUAUUUGUAUCGCUGUCAGCUAACGAUUAUGUGUUGCCAACUACGGGGGAGCGUCAACAUUUAUUGGAUGACGACAACGUUGUAACAGACUAUUUAGCUCGAAAAGCGAAACGGUACAGCCUUCUAUCAUUUUUUAGCUUUGCCAAAGACUCGAUAUUACCACAAAGAAAUAAAAAAUCUUUU